Molecule: messenger RNA, 2613 nt
Organism: Helianthus annuus (common sunflower)
Lineage: Eukaryota; Viridiplantae; Streptophyta; Magnoliopsida; Asterales; Asteraceae
Exons: 16
Coding region: 133-2427 (764 amino acids)
Biological process (GO): RNA processing
Molecular function (GO): nucleotidyltransferase activity; RNA binding; zinc ion binding
Source: RefSeq, a predicted model, not a curated record
CAGUAGACAGUAGUUAGGGUUUUUCAUUUUCCCUCCAUAAACUUGGUAGAAAACAAUGUCUAAAAAUCUCUUGCCGCCGGUCACCACCACCACCACUACCACCACCAUCACAGCCAUGUUGUAAACAUCAUAAUGGCGGCGAUAACCGUUAGACGUAAUGUGCUUCUGUUGCCCAUCAAACCACUUUUAUCAUUACAGGGGCUUUACCAUCAGUUCGUCGAAUUUGGUGAUGCUAAACAUAGACCACCUACUGAAGAUGAUUAUUUAAUCUUUAAACAAGGUGAAAUUGAUGUAUCAAAGUGGAAAAAGAUGGAUGCAAGGUCAUUGGGGAUAACUCCAACAAUGGUACCUGCGUCCCCCUAUACGGUUAUGCAUAUUCUUCGAAACAGAGGGUUUGAAGCCUACUUAGUUGGUGGGUGUGUGAGAGAUUUGCUUCUUAAUAGACCACCAAAAGAUUUUGAUGUCAUAACCACUGCUAAUCUUGAUCAGAUCAGUGAGCAGUUUCAUCGAUGUCAAGUUGUUGGACUCCGGUUUCCCGUAUGCAGAGUUUUUAUAAAAGGAUCAGUUGUUGAGGUAUCUAGUUUCGAUACUUUGGCUAAGGACGCUGAAGGAAAAGAGAAGUUUCUAGAAUCCCAAACGCCUAAAGGUUGUGAUAACUUAGAUCUUAUGCGCUGGAAGAACUCAAUGCAUCGAGACUUUACGAUCAACAGCUUGUUCCUUGACCCCUUUCUUCAGAAAAUCUACGACUACAAUGAUGGAAUGAAGGAUCUAUCAGAACUAAAGUUACGGACGUUAGUACCUGCUCAAUUGUCAUUCACAGAGGACUCGGCAAGAAUACUUAGAGGCUUGAGAAUUGCUGCGCGUCUUGGCUUAUCGUUGUCAAAGGAAAUCAAGAGCGCAAUUUUUAAACAUUUAACGUCUGUUUCAAGAUUAAGCCAGUCCAGGGUUACGAUGGAAUUAAAUUAUAUGCUAUCAUUUGGGGCUGCCGAAUCAUCGUUUUCUUUGCUUCAUAAAUACCAUCUACUUGAGGUUUUGCUACCGUUUCAGGCAGCAUACAUUUUUCAACAAGCGACUAGGUGUGCUGAAAGUUCCAUGAUGUUAAUGAAACUGUUAUCAAAUUUGGAUAAGUUGGUUACUUGCGAUCGCCCUUGUGGAAGUCGUUUAUGGAUAGGACUUUUGGGGUUCCACCUGGCACUAGCAACCAAUCCACAACAUCCUUUUGUUAUCUUGACUUUUGCGUCCGUUUUGUAUCAUCAAAACUGGGAGGAUGGCCUCAAGUUUGCAAGGCGAAGUGGUCAAAGUCAAACACUAGUCAGCUUUAACCCUGAAACAUUAGAGCCAAAUAAGUUCCUAUCUGAUGAUGAGAUUGCUGAAAAAGUAAACGAAUUGGUAAUGCUGGUGGUAUAUGCUAUUGACGUUUUGGUGGGGAUAGAGAGCCCACACAAAACAAUGGAGAAGUUUCCCGAUUUUCCGUACUCUGGUUUGGUAUUUAUACCGCAAAACCAGGGGCAUAACACGAAACUUCUUUUUGAUGUCAUUGCCCAUAAGGUGGAAACCUACAACAAGGGCAGAGCUUCUUUCAACAUAAACUAUGAUCUUCUUAAAAGGGGUGAUCUUGUAGAGACUAGGUUCGCCCUCGGGAAGAUCAUUUUGAAUACUAUGGGCUGUGGAGUUGACCUUGAAUUUGACCUUGACCGUGAUAGUGAUCUCAACGAGGUCAGCUCUUGUCUCAAAGGUGAAUAUAUUGUGAAUGAGAAAGAGGAUAGAAAACAACCACCGUUACCUUCUAAGUUGGAUUCGCAACUAGCUAGUGACCCCGUGGGAAAACCGGUCGCAACACUCAACAGCAUUAUGCAACAAAAACCGGAGCGAAUUGGCAUCUCAUUUGAUCCAAAGAAUGCGGAUUAUAAGACGAAUAAACCAGCAAUUAAUAGAUCCAUGCAGAACCUGAUUUGCAUGCUAGAAAGUCAAAAUCUGGAAGAGAGACGUGCGGGGAAUCCAGAAGUCGAAGUAGAUCGGUCAGUAGUAGAAGAUGAUGAAACCGGGGUUGGUUCACUUUUGUUGUCCGUUCAAACGAAUUGCAAAAGCGCAAUUGAAGAAGCGAGAGAUUCACCCGCUGAAAUCAGAAAACUAAAUCAGUUUCUUGUUAACUUUGUGGGAGAACAAAAGCAAAGAAAGAAGACAGAAUAUUUAGAAACAUCUACUUUGACUUCAUCUUCUAUCGGUACUUCUCAAAUAGAAGGUGAACAAUCCAAGGUUACGACUAGAUCAAAGAAAGUUACGAGGGGGGUGAAAUCGAGUAUAAAUGGUGAAAAAAGGAAGCAAAGGGUUUGUUCGUAUUGCAAGGAAGCAGGCCACUACAAAACCAGAUGUCCUAAAAGAAAGAUGGAUGAAGCGGCUUGUCAGGGUGACAUAGAAUCAACAUGAAGUACACAAAGUAUGCAGGUUUGCUCAGUUAAUUCGAUUUGUUAAUAUUUAAAUGCUAGAAGAUAUACGAUGAAACAUUGUUGUGUUUGUACAAGGAUCAAGGAUGGGUGAAUAUGACAAAAAAUGUGUGCAGACAAUGGUAUUAUUACAUUUACAAAUUAAAAAUGUCCAAUCAUUUAAGUUUUA